UCGAGCAGCUUUGGAUACUCCAAAUCAGCUGCGAGUCCAUGGCGUGCGUCAUUGCGCAGCGGCGCGUCCAGCCCACAGUGGUUAAUGGAAAUCCGCUGACAGAGCACAACCAGUUGUUUGCGCGGGCAUAUGUGCGCGCGGAUCAGCAGGUGCUGGUUUAACUGGGUGGAAGUCACACUGACAUCAACGCACCGAUCUGAGGGACAGCGCUUGACGUUACGGACUCUUAUUUCCAGGGUGCGCUGACAUAUGUGACAUGCACGCGACGAUCUGCAGUUACAGAUAAAUUCCAGCUGGUGUCUCCGCUCAACUUGCAGCCAUGGCUUUCUCUGUAUCUGGAGGGACCGUGUUCACCAUCCUCCUAAUUAGCAGGCUGUUAGAGAGUUCUAUGCUCAACGCAGAAGUGAAGGAAGGAGAGAUUCUGCCUCCUACCAUUCAGAAGCUGAUGAAAGGAUACAACAAGUACCUCAGGCCUUUCUUUGACAACGGUCCUGUCACUGUGGGGAUGAGCCUGGACAUUGCCAGCAUUGACACCAUCUCAGAGAUUAACAUGGACUACACGGCCACCAUAUUCCUCCGUCAGCGCUGGACUGAUGAGCGUUUGGUGUUUGAGGGCAACAAGAGCCUGAGCCUGGACGGGAGGCUGGUGGAGCUGCUCUGGGUCCCGGACACCUUCAUAGUGGACUCCAAGAAGUCCUUCCUCCAUGACAUCACCGUGGAGAACAGGCUGAUCCGCAUCUUCCCCAACGGGACCGUCCUGUACGCACUGAGGAUCACCACCACCGUGGCCUGCAACAUGGACCUGACCAAGUACCCGAUGGACAAGCAGACCUGCACGCUACAACUGGAGAGCUGGGGUUACAACAUCAACGACGUCAUGUUCUACUGGACCAGAGGAAAUGAGUCAGUCAGCGGGUUAGACACCCUGCAGCUGGCUCAGUACACCGUGGAGGACCACUACACGUCCGUCUCAGAGGCCGUUUAUGAAACUGGUAAUUACCCUAAGCUGGUUUUCCACUUUGAGCUGAAGAGGAGCAUCCUGUACUUCAUCCUGGAAACUUACGUCCCCUCCAGCCUACUCGUUGUCCUCUCAUGGGUCUCCUUCUGGAUCUCCUUGUCUUCUGUUCCAGCACGCAUUUGUAUAGGUGUGACCACAGUGCUGACCAUGACCACUCUGAUGAUGGGAGCCCGGACGUCCCUGCCCAAUGCCAACUGCUUCAUCAAGGCCAUUGAUGUGUACCUGGGAAUCUGCUUCAGCUUCAUCUUUGGAGCGCUCAUCGAGUACGCCGUGGCUCACUUCUGCACCCUGACUCACGCUGACGCACACAUGCUCAUGUACGGCCACCACAUGCACGACUUUGAAGACGAAAUGAACGGCAUCGUCACCACCAUCUCCACUCACUCCACCAGAGCAAAGAGACGCAAGGAGCCUGCUGCUACUCCCACCCCAGCUCCUACCUCUCUAGAACUCACUGUCAGCCCAUCCAGCCCCUCGGGCAGUGAGCCAAAGCCUGAGGCGUCACCCCCGGAGCCGACCCACUGGUGCAUCACUGUUCUGGCCACCGUUCGCAAAGUGCUCAGCGCCAUAUACUGCUGUCGCAUUGAAAACCCCCACCACAUAGACAACUACUCCAGAGUCACAUUCCCCCUCUCGUUUGUCAUGGUCAAUCUGCUCUACUGGACAUAUUAUCUGUACUUUUAGCACUAGCUUGAAGCCUCGUGUGUCACAGAGAGCCUGCGACACAGCGUAUGUAGAGGAGAACUGUAUUUUAUCGUAUGUAUGUACAGUAAGUGUUAUUAACGUGUGUUUGAGAUGAGAGUUUUAAUUUUUUAAUUUUGGAUUCAUGAGCAAAGCAGAAUACACAUAUCAGAUUGUUUUAAGGAGAAAGUCAUGGUUAUGAUGACAGCUACAUGUUGAAAUAUUAGUCACUAUUUUGAGUCCCCACAAUAUAUUUACAUUUGCGGGUUUUUAUUGAAAAUUAAGCCGACCUCAUGACUGAGUUUUGGUCAAUUUGUAUAAACCUUAACAUCCGGUUAAAAAGAAAGAAGUGGCCCUUCUGCAUAAUUAUUCACCCUGAAGUUUAUUUCUGGAUUGAUACUUAACUUCCUUUCCUUUUCUGCCUGCAGGUACAACAUUUAGCAGGGAAAUAUGAAAAUAAUGGAUUUGAGAAGGGUUUUUUUUAACUCCAGAGGAGCAAGCUUGAAAUCGAUUAGGAGAGUGUGUUACAAACGCUCUCCUAAGGACGAUCAUGUCCCCUUCCCUCUCUUUUGUUACCUUCAUGAGUUUCUGAAUUCACCGAGCGGUGCUGUUUUUGCUUUGCCGGCAUUCAUUGUUUUCAUUGACGUCAUAAAUGUAGUGGCCUUUGAUCCCUUCAGUUGUAUUCUGAAAAUCUGGCACAAAAUCCAUCCACAGUGUGAAAGCUCUUGUCGACGCAAAUAUCUGUGCUGCAGUUUUCAUAAAGAAGGUGGGUUAUGAAACACUAUGCCCCAGUCUGAAACCACACACUCAUUCCCUACAAUCCCCCAUACGGAGUUCUCUUUUGUUGGCUGUAUAGUGAAUGAUAGGCAUAAAAAAAGAAACAUUUCUGACACUGCUUGCUGCUGUCUCGCCAGCCGCUGAUAUAACAUCAUUGCUGUCACACAACUGCGCAACCACUCCAACGCUGGCUGAGGCUAUAAACAAUAACAGCAUGUAUUUCAGUGAUUACUAAUCUUAUACUGAGCAUAUUUUCACAAAACAAUUACAUAUAGUGAAUACGUUUAAAAAACUGUAUUUGUGUUUAUGGUCUCAGGCCUGUCAGGAUCAUAAAACAAAACUAACAUUAUUUACUCUUUAUUAAAACGGCAUCAAGUUUUGGUAAAAAGGCCACCAAAUAUAAAUUGUUUAGUGUCUUCUGUGGUCCGUUUUGUUGCUGGUUGUCUUCCAUCUGCUAUGGAUAAGAGCCUUGUGUGAAAGUGAUUGCAUAGAGACUACGAGUUGUACACUACUUUUCACAAUGCAUUGUGGGAUACAAAAAGUCCACUAUAUUGGGUUUAAUAUUUCUCACUCAUAACUUGGACAGCACUGUUAAAUGGUUUAUUCACUAU
This is a messenger RNA of Labrus mixtus (cuckoo wrasse), 3087 nucleotides long. RefSeq names its product gamma-aminobutyric acid receptor subunit pi (gene gabrzb). Gene Ontology annotation, molecular function: GABA-A receptor activity; neurotransmitter receptor activity; extracellular ligand-gated monoatomic ion channel activity. Gene Ontology annotation, biological process: regulation of membrane potential; chemical synaptic transmission; nervous system process. Bases 320 to 1702 code for a protein of 460 amino acids. Gene Ontology annotation, cellular component: neuron projection; GABA-A receptor complex; membrane. The record is from RefSeq and is a predicted model, not a curated record. The transcript is spliced from 10 exons. NCBI's taxonomy places the organism in Eukaryota, Metazoa, Chordata, Actinopteri, Labriformes, Labridae.